AUGAAGCUCACCGUAGGGGAUCGAGUUGUCACUUCUAGUUUUAGGGUGGAAGCACCCGGAUUUCACAUUCGCUUUCGCUUUGCGCUGGUUCAAGUGGUGGGUGGGUGGGCGCGCCGAUUCGUUUGCCCAAAAGCGGCGGGGGGGAUUAGCGCCAUGGAGUUAGACGAUGAGGUGGGUCGUGAGAUUUAUAGUGAAGUACAUGAACUUGGAGACGAGCAUGAUUCUUUGCCUGAGUUGAUUCCUUUAAAUCUUGAGAGUGAUGAUUUCUGCUUCGUUGAUUUGAUUCAAUCUGAACCAAACCACCUUUCUCAUGGCCAUGAACCUCUGCCUGACGAAUGCGGCGCCGAAGUCGAGAGCUUGAGGGAAGAGUCAUUUGUGCAGAGCAUUGAUAGUCAAUCUGCUGGUUCUCAAUCUGUUUUGCCUGGAGCCGAGUGGAACCUGAUGAUCGCUGGAGCCUUUGCGCAGUACAGAAACCCAAACGAGAGCUUAAAACUACCUUGGGAGACUGGAGCCAUGGGCAGUGUGUUUAAACCUUCUAUUAGUCCAGUGCUGCCUGGUGCAAAUGCUCUAGUGGAGAACUCAGAAGUACGUGGCUCGGCAGUUGACAGAGUUGAGCAAACCUCGAGUGUGGACCUCAGUGUUCGGCUUGAUGCAUGCUACAUGGAAGCCAUCACUUGUACACAAGACUUGGACUACUUCACAAGUAAACGCAUUGCUACAGAGAAAGCCUGUGGAAUUUGGUUGGAUUUGAUCGCCUGUAAUUGGACUGCAACGAAAGUUGGAGCCCAGAUCUGCAGUGAUCUUCGUGGGGACCCCAGUGGUGAGAGUGCGAUUGAAACAUUGAAGGCAUGCUUUGGCACCAAGAGCCCAAAUACUUUGUUGAAGCGUGCUUCAUCGUUGAAGAGGUUCUUCAAGUGGCAUUCCGGGCAUUGUAGAGAAAGAGACGUUCAUAUUGAGCCUAUUCCCCUCGUUGAAGAAGAUGUUUGGAAAUACUUUCACUAUUUGAGAGCUGACCGUGUAGCAGAAGGCCGAGGUUACACUACGCCUGGAUCUUUCCUUGAAACAGUGAGGUUCACCAAAUUCACGGUUGGGUUGAAAGGUUCUGAAGAUGUCCUGGAGUCAGGGAGGCUGAUUGGCUUUGCAGCUCUUGAACGACGUGAGAAAGGACCAACCCGCCAGGCACCUCCAAUGGAAGUUGAGCAUCUUCGUAGGCUACAUGACAUUUUAGCAAGUGAUGCGAAUCUGACUGACAGGCUAGGCGCUGGCACUUUCCUUGUGUGCAUUUAUGCUAGAGCCCGUUGGUCAGACAUCCGCUUCAUUCACCACGUCGAGAUUGAGGCCAAGCGAAACGGCUGUUUUGUCAUUUAUACAACUGAGCACAAGACUUCACAAGUUGGCUUGAGACGAGAGCAGUACUUACCGCUGGUGGUACCAUGGGAUGAUGUGGUACAUAUGGAUUGGUUGAAAAUUUACUUUGAGCUUUACAAGCAAGCAGGCCUCAAUAUCAGCAAUGUGCCUUUAGGUCCUUUGUUACCUGCACCGAAGAUUGGAGGAGGAUUUGGAGCAAGGCCAUUGAGUACACCGGAGGCCUCGGCCUGGCUCAAACUCUUGCUCAGAGGCACGACAAACUCGGAGACUUUCCGCUCGCAUUCAUUGAAUGGAACUUUGUUGAGCUGGUGCGCACGCUCGGGUAUGGAUCGUGAAGUCAGGGCUGUGCUAGGACACCAUUGUUCGUUCUUGACCGGGAGCGAUGUCGUUUAUGCCAGAGAGCUUCAGACAAGGCCCAUUCGGAAACUGCAGAUGCUGUUAAAGAACAUCCGUCUUGGAAUGAGUUUGAGGACAUCGCAGAGCAUGGCACAUUGA
This is a messenger RNA of Durusdinium trenchii, 1863 nucleotides long. NCBI's taxonomy places the organism in Eukaryota, Dinophyceae, Suessiales, Symbiodiniaceae. The record is from the annotation of a GenBank genome assembly.